AUGGCUCGUUCUAUUGAUACUCAUGAUGAGAUUGCCAUCGCCGAGAUCGUCAUCUACACUUUCCUCCUCUUUGGAGCAGUAUUCCUCUGCACAACCCACGGCUUCUCACGAAACGCUGGGUGGUUCUACAUCAUCAUCCUCUCGCUCGCCCGUCUAAUUGGAUCCUCUAUGCUUCUCGCUACUAUCAGCGAUCCCAACAACACAAAUCUCUACAUCGGUUGGAUCACACUUAACGGAAUCGGUCUUGGUCCAUUGAUCCUGAUUCUCCUGGGCCUUCUCGAUCGAUGCUUCCAGUGUAUUCAACAACAAGGCGGCAUUGCGAUCAACACUCUCUACCAACGUGGCAUCCGUCUGAUGAUGCUUGUUGCCGUCAUUCUUCUCUCCGUUGGCGGCGCCAGCUCCAACUACACCCUUGAUGGGGAUUCGCCUACUAUCAAGUACAGCACUGAGAGCAAAGUUGGUGUUGCCCUCAUGAUCGUUGUUCUCGUGCUGGUCGUCGGCCAGUAUAUUCUCGCUCUCCGCAACCGGUCCUACAUCGCCGACGGUGAGCGCCGACUUCUCAUCGCAGUUGGUGCUUCUCUUCCUUUUGUUGUCGUUCGACUUGCAUAUACUUGUCUUCUCAUUCUAGGUGGCCAGAAGCAGCAGGUCUGGCUGUAUCUUGGUGCUGGUGUCAUCAUGGAGAUGGUAGUAGUGAUCAUCUGCGAGGCUGUCGGUUUCACUCUUCGCAAGACUCAGAAGCCCGCACAGAGCGAACAGGCAAAGACUACUGCCUCUAACGAAGCAUGA
This is a messenger RNA of Fusarium sp. VM40, 786 nucleotides long. The record is from the annotation of a GenBank genome assembly. Lineage: Eukaryota; Fungi; Ascomycota; Sordariomycetes; Hypocreales; Nectriaceae.